AUGGUCUCCUUUCUUCAGUAUGUCAGCAGCACGUGGAUACAGAAUGAGAUGUGGCCAGUCGCUUCGUGGUCCGUCUUCGGCCACUCUAUCCGUACCAACAACGAUGUCGAGGGUUGGCACGCGAGGUUCAAUCGACGGGCAAAAAAGGGAAACUUGCCUUUCUACCUGCUUGUUGAACUCCUGUACAAAGAUGCACAGGAAAUUCCAAUAAUGUGCAAGUUGGUGAAGGAAAGGAAACUGUGCCGCUACCAACGAAAGGCUACAACAUUGACACAAGGCCGGCUCAUGAAGCUUUGGGCGGAAUAUUCUGCUAAUGAGUUGACAACAAGCAGUCUGCUCAAAGCAUGUGGGAGACUGUAUGGGCCUGUUUAA
Mya arenaria is the source of this 372-nucleotide messenger RNA. RefSeq lists its product as uncharacterized. NCBI's taxonomy places the organism in Eukaryota, Metazoa, Mollusca, Bivalvia, Myida, Myidae. The transcript has a single exon. The record is from RefSeq and is a predicted model, not a curated record. The coding region runs from base 1 to 372 and encodes 123 amino acids.